AUGUUCGAGGCAAAGCUCGCCAAUGCCGCUCUUCUCAAGAAAAUCGUUGAAGCUAUCAAAGUAAGUGAAUUUAUUGGAUUUUUGAUUGAAAAAUAGUCAUAUAAAUUUUUUUCAGGACUUGGUAACUGAUGCGCCUUUCGAUUGCUCAGAAUCGGCAAUGUGCUUGCAAGCAAUGGACUCUUCGCACGUAGCCUUGGUUUCUCUCAAGCUCGAGGUUACCUGAAUAUGAGUAAUUAUCUUUUUAAAAAAUGUUUGAUUCAGGUAGGUAUGUUUGACACGUACCGCUGUGAUCGCACAAUCAAUCUUGGGCUCUCAUUGGCAAACAUGUCCAAAGCUUUGAAGUGUGCCAAUAACGACGACACUUGCAUGAUUAAGGUAUCAUUGUACAUUGAGAAAAGGAUUGUAAGUGGAGAUUUAGUACGAAGAGAACGACGGCGAUUCCAUCACAUUCACGUUUGCUGAUGUCAAGCGCGACAAGACUCAAGACGUAACAGUUAAAAUGAUGGACAUCGACAGCGAGCACUUGGGUAUUCCGGAUCAAAGCUAUUCGGUCGUCUGUGAGAUGCCUGCUUCGGAGUUCCAAAAGACAUGCAAGGACCUCGCUACAUUUUCCGAUUCAUUGAACAUCACUGCAACCAAGGUAUAUUUCUUUUUUUUUUUUUGGAGUUCAGGCAUGUAACCUUUUUAGGCCGGUAUUGUAUUCACUGGCAAAGGAGAUAUUGGAACUUCCGUGGUAACAUAUUCUCCUUCUAGCAAUUCCGACGAUGAAAGCGAGGUGGAAGAAAAUUGUUUUAGUAAUUAUUUAACCAUGUACUUUUUCAGUCUGUUUCACUAGAAGUGAAAAGAUCCAGUCAACGUCAACUUUUCCAUUAAAUAUAUGAAUCAAUUCACAAAAGCAACAGCUCUGUCGGACAGAGUCAGACUUUCUUUGUGUAACGAGGUGCCCGUUGUUGUCGAGUAAGCGAAUAUCAGUCAAAAAUUAACAAAUGAAUAAAAAUUGACAGAUACCCAAUCGAAGACAAUGGAUACCUUCGAUUCUACCUGGCUCCUAAAAUCGACGACGAAGAAAAUAUGGACUAA
Messenger RNA from Caenorhabditis auriculariae, 1080 nucleotides. The record is from the annotation of a GenBank genome assembly. Lineage: Eukaryota; Metazoa; Nematoda; Chromadorea; Rhabditida; Rhabditidae.